Molecule: messenger RNA, 734 nt
Organism: Nelumbo nucifera (sacred lotus)
Lineage: Eukaryota; Viridiplantae; Streptophyta; Magnoliopsida; Proteales; Nelumbonaceae
Product: flavonoid 3',5'-methyltransferase-like
Molecular function (GO): S-adenosylmethionine-dependent methyltransferase activity; O-methyltransferase activity
Source: RefSeq, a predicted model, not a curated record
AUGGAUUUUGAUGGGAUUCCCAAGUGCAUCCUCCAUAGCGAAGCUCUCAAGAAGUACAUCUUAGAUACAAGCGUGUACCCAAGAGAGCAUGAACAACUCAAGGAAAUCAGAAAGGCCACUCUUCAGAAGUAUGGGCAUAUGAGCAUCAUGAACGUGGCAGAAGAUGAAGGGCAAUUCCUGUCAAUGCUUUUAAAGAUCAUGAACGCCAAGAAGACAUUAGAGAUCGGGGUCUUUACGGGUUAUUCUCUUCUCACCACUGCUCUGGCGUUGCCUGACAAUGGCAAGAUAAUAGCAAUAGAUCCAGACAAAGAAGCCUUUGAGGUGGGAUUGCCGUUUAUCAGAAAAGCUGGUGUGGAGCACAAGAUCAACUUCAUUCAAUCAGAUGCUAUGCCUGUCCUGAACGAAAUGUUGAAGAAUGGUAAGCAAGAGGAUGGUUUCGAUUUUGUGUUUGUGGAUGCUAACAAGGAAGCCUAUUUGAGAUAUCACGAGGCUGUGAUAAAUUUGGUUAAGGUUGGAGGAAUUAUCGCAUAUGACAAUACAUUGUGGUUUGGCUCAGUUGCACUUGCAGAAGCAGAUGAGAUGCCACCAUUUAUCAAGAAGGACAGAGGCACCAUAAUGAAGUUGAACAGCUGUUUGGCCUAUGAUAAUCAAAUUGAAAUAUCUCAUGUUUCCAUUGGCGAUGGGCUUACUUUGUGUAGACGUUUGUAUUAACAUGUUAAAAGAAGUUUUCUUGU